GGUGAGCUUGUAUCAAACAGAGGAAACAGCAUAGACUCCUCAACAUGGCCGUGGCAGUCGGAAUCCUUUUCUGGCUUCUUUGUGGAGCCGUAUCAGCAGCGCUGGACUUCAAGUGGAACCCUAAGCCUGCUGCUGGCAGGUUUGGACAUCAGAGACCGGUCCAGGGCCAUACAGCAGUCCAGGAGAAGCAGUCUUUACAUGCACCAUUGUCUUGGAGGUAUCCGGAGCCACCGGCUGAGGAGCCUCAGUUCCCUCCAGAGUUUCAGCCAAAGGCUCCGUCGGCGGCCGACAGUAUCAGCGCAGUCUGCGGGGAGCGCUCCGUCUGGGUGCAGGCAAAGAGAGACCUGCUGGGGAUGGGUAAACCUGUCCUGGCUGCGGACGUCACGCUGGGAGGAUGUCCUGCCGCUUGGGAAGAUCCUGAAGAGCAGGUCCUGAUCUUCGAGUCAGAGCUGCACGGAUGUGGCAGCCAGCUGAAGAUGUCUGAGGACUCGUUCAUCUACACCUUCACGCUGCUCUACUCUCCCAGUCCUUUGGGGGACAGUCAAAUCAUCCGAGCCAGAGACGUCGCAGUCAACAUUCAAUGUCUCUACCAGAGGAAGCAUGAUGUGAGCAGCUCGCUGUUGCAGCCGACGUUGAGUCCCUUCAGUGUCGCCAAAGGCUCGGAGGAAAAUCUCUACUUCUCCAUCAAACUCUUAACUGAUGAUUGGCAGUACGCUCGUCCGUCCGCUGUGUUCUUGAUGGGAGACAUGAUGAGGUUUGAAGUGUCGGUCAAACAGUUUCAUCACGUCCCCCUCAGAGUGACGGUGGACAGCUGCGUGGCCACAGUGGUCGCGAAUAGCGACACAGUCCCUAGAUACGUCUUCCUGGGAAACAACGGGUGUCUUUUUGACAGUCAGCUGACAGGCUCCAGCUCUCGGUUCCUGCCUCGGACCCAAAACGACAAACUGCAGUUUCAGGUGGAGGCGUUCAGGUUCCAGCAGGACGACAAUGGCGUGAUCUACAUCACCUGCAGUGUGAAAGCCACCGCAGCUGCUGGAGCUGUUGAUGCCACAACCAAGGCCUGUUCAUUCGCCAACAGGUGGAGGGAGGCCAGUGGCAGCCAUCAAGUCUGUAGCUGCUGUGACUCAGACUGUGCAACAGGGCGCCACGAGACUGGAACAGGAGCUCAGUGGGAACAGGAAACAGCUGUUGGACCAAUCACAGUGAAGGAGAGACCUCUACAGUGAAGAGAAAAUAACUUUUAAUGUGAUUAAAGCUCUUAAUACUGUGA
Anarrhichthys ocellatus (wolf-eel) is the source of this 1270-nucleotide messenger RNA. Its product is annotated as zona pellucida sperm-binding protein 3-like. Bases 45 to 1226 code for a protein of 393 amino acids. Gene Ontology annotation, cellular component: extracellular matrix. Gene Ontology annotation, biological process: binding of sperm to zona pellucida; egg coat formation; positive regulation of acrosome reaction. The record is from RefSeq and is a predicted model, not a curated record. Gene Ontology annotation, molecular function: acrosin binding. Lineage: Eukaryota; Metazoa; Chordata; Actinopteri; Perciformes; Anarhichadidae. The transcript is spliced from 9 exons.